AUGACGGAAAAAAGAGUAAUUCUUUUAGUUGGGAAAACGGGUAAUGGUAAAUCUACCAUAGCCAACGUUUUAACCAAUACCAAAGAUUUUAAAGAGUUCAGUGGUUCUCAAAGUGGGACUAAGAAAAUUCGGGUGGGAAAAUUUCAGCAUGAAGAAAUUGAAUAUACUGUAAUUGAUACUCCUGGAAUCAACGAUACUAAUCCUGAAAAUGAAAAGAACAUAUAUAUGGAAAUAGUUGAAGCUGUUUAUAGUUUUAAAGAUGGUAUAAACCAAGUCCUCUUUGUUACUAAAGGUAGAUUGACGAAGGAAGAGAAAAAUUGUUAUAAUCUACUCUUUGAGGCUUUUUUCGACGAAGAGAAAAUUCCUAAUUUUAUUACUAUUGUCCGAACAAAUUUUGGAAACUAUGUAGAUGAAGUUGAACGCGAAAAUGAUAUUAAUGAAAUGAAAGAUCAAGGCAACGAAAUUUCGAAUUUAAUCAAAUUUCGUGAAGGAAAAAAUGUUAUUCACAUUGAUAAUCAUCCUAGGCAUCAGGAAGAUCGUGAUGAUUCCAGAAAUGUGUUAUUAAAACAUUUGAAAGAAUGCAAUGAGAUUUAUCGACAUGAAAUUCCUUCAUCGGUUGAAAAGGAUAAAAGAGUCGAAGAAACAAAAAUAGUGAAAGACGAAAUUAUUGAGAUACUUAGUCUCAAAAAGAACGCUAAUGGGGCUAUCAAAUUUGGAGAUAGAAUGAAGAGUGCAGGAAAAAAAAUUUAUAGUCGUGGAUUAUCAAUAGAAUCGAUUAUGACUGCGGGAUUCAUUGUUCCGGCUGUUGGAUUCCAGGCAUAUGUAUUAGGUUAUACAAUUGAAUCUGUUGGCGGAUUGGUUCAUCAAUCUAGUUUAAAUAGUAGGCGCAAGAAAGUUGUGGAAAGGGUCGAGACAUGUUUAAGUAAGUCAAAUGCUUUAUUAGAAAAAUUAAAAGAAUGCGAAGAAAAUUCUGAUAAAUUAGAUGAAGUUCUUGAAGAAUGUAUUGAUGAGUUAAUUGAGGAGCGAAAGUUUCAUGUUGUUGGAUUGGAGAUAGAAGAAAUGUUUCAGAAAAAAUCGAAAGAAGAGCCACUAAACAUUAGCUAA
Messenger RNA from Acaulospora morrowiae, 1104 nucleotides. NCBI's taxonomy places the organism in Eukaryota, Fungi, Glomeromycota, Glomeromycetes, Diversisporales, Acaulosporaceae. The record is from the annotation of a GenBank genome assembly.